GGCUGCGUCCAAAGAGGACUCUGCGGCUGGUGCUCUGGACUGCAGAAGAACAAGGUGGAGUUGGUGCCUUCCAGUAUUAUCAGUUACACAAGGUAAAUAUAUCCAACUACAGCCUAGUGAUGGAGUCUGACACGGGAACCUUCUUACCCACUGGGCUGCAAUUCACUGGCAGUGAAAAGGCCAGGGCCAUCAUGGAGGAGGUUAUGAGCCUGCUGCAGCCCCUCAAUAUCACUCAGGUCCUGAGCCAUGGAGAAGGGACAGACAUCAACUUUUGGAUCCAAGCUGGAGUGCCUGGAGCCAGUCUACUUGAUGACUUAUACAAGUAUUUCUUCUUCCAUCACUCCCACGGAGACACCAUGACUGUCAUGGAUCCAAAGCAGAUGAAUGUUGCUGCUGCUGUUUGGGCUGUUGUUUCCUUUGUUGUUGCAGACAUGGAAGAAAUGCUGCCUAGGUCCUAGAAACAGCAAGAAAGAAACAUUUUCAUGCUUCUGGCCAGGAAUCCUGGCUCUGCAACUUUGGAAAACCCCUCUUCACAUAACAAUUUCAUCUAAUUCAUCUUCAAAGCGCAACUCUAUUUCAUGUUUUCUGUUAUUAUCUUUCUUGAUACUUUCCAAAUUCUCUGAUUCUAGAAAAAGGAAUCAUUCUCCCCUCCCUUCCACCACAUAGAAUCAACAUAUGAUAGGGAUCACAGCGAGGGCAUUUCUUUAUAUCACCUCUUAAAAACAUCGUUUCCACUUUAAAACUAAACACAAUAAAUUUUUGGAAGAUCUCUGA
Molecule: messenger RNA, 774 nt
Organism: Mandrillus leucophaeus (drill)
Lineage: Eukaryota; Metazoa; Chordata; Mammalia; Primates; Cercopithecidae
Product: carboxypeptidase Q-like
Exons: 3
Biological process (GO): thyroid hormone generation; proteolysis; peptide catabolic process
Molecular function (GO): metallodipeptidase activity
Source: RefSeq, a predicted model, not a curated record